GAGUAUUAGGUUAGUCAGUAAUAAUAGGCGUUCUUAGGAAUAAAACUAUGGAGGUCAGGUCCCUGAAUCCCGACAUCCCUUACACAAUGUAACGGUGAUCUAUUUGAACCAAGUACCUUCUUCCAGCUGGGCCGAAUCGGAAUCCGAUAUAAGAACGAGUCAGGAGGGAAGGUUGGUCUGUGGGCUUUCCCAAACCAAGGGUGUUGGUUAUUCAUAGUCAUAUACGUAACGUCUGGUUGGAACCCCUCUUCCAACCCUUGCGUCCUCGUCCAUUCUAACAAGCUCGCUGCCAAUGGUAAUGAGGGUUACAAUGACGACUACAGGACUCUCGCAACACCUCAACUUCUCUUUGUACCAUAAAAUUUCAUUUGAUACUACUAAAACCUCACUAAUAAUCCCGACUAAUGGGAAUACAAUCCGUAGAUGGCGAAGCCUUUCGUGUCGGAAUCUCGGUGUAUUAGGGUAGGUCCGUACCUAGAUAGGUAGUCAACAAUCAAGCAGCAAAAUUAGAGAAAAAACUCCAAACAUCACGGUCAGAGAGAGCGAUCUGCUGCUAUCUACAAUGGAAUCUCUGUCUAAGCUUCGAUCUACGAUAACCCAGUUCUGGCCGCCCCGCCCUGCAUUCACGGAGGCCGACGUCUCCAAGGGUUCCCAGGCCGGACGAGUAUUCAUGGUGACGGGAGGCAAUGCAGGAGUAGGCUAUGAGCUGUGUAAAAUCCUGUUCGGUACCGGCGCGACAGUCUACAUGGCUACUCGAUCCGAGAAACGAGCCGAGGUGGCCAUUAAGUCCAUCAAGGCGUCGUACGCGGAACCAGAUAGCAUGACAGGCCAACUCAAAUUUCUAUACCUAGACCUGAGCGACCUCGUCUCGGUCCGAGACGCAGCGCGCCGCUUCGCGCGGGAAGAAAACAGGCUCGACGUCCUCUGGAACAAUGCAGGAAUCGGCCCCAACGCCGUCGAGGACGGGGUACGCACGACGCAAGACCUAGAGCUCUUCAUGGGGGUGCACUGCGUAGGCGCGCUGCUUCUCGCAGAGCUGCUUCUCGCAGAGCUGCUUCUGCCGCAGCUCCGGGCUGCCACCACCCCCGACCUACCCUCGCGCGUGGUCUGGCUGACGAGCAUCCUCGUCGAUACGUCGGGGCCGCGGGAUGGUAUCGACUUCGCUCUCCUAGAGACCGGUGUGCGCGACCAGACGACCAACUACGCUGCCUCUAAGGCGGGCGCAUGGAUGCUGGGGCGAGAAUUCGGUCGCCGGCACACGCCGGAAGGCAUUCUCAGCGUCGUCAUGAACCCCGGUAAUUUGGAUGCUGGGUCGUUCAAGGGGACGCCGCGUUUCGCCAUGUUCAUGAUGAGGAUGUUGUGGCUGCAGAAACCGGUGUUUGAAGCGUACACGGAGCUCUUUGCGGGGCUGUCUCCUGAGGUCACCAGAGACACGUACGAGAGAUACAUCUUCCCAUGGGGUAGAUUGGUGCCUGAUAGUAGUGUCGUGCGUCAGGACGUUUUGAAGGCGGCUGAAUCUGAAGAGCUGGGCGGGCUUGGCUCCGGCAAGAAGUUGUGGGAGUGGUGUGAGGUCAAAUGGAAGUUGGCUGAGUAA
Molecule: messenger RNA, 1594 nt
Organism: Annulohypoxylon truncatum
Lineage: Eukaryota; Fungi; Ascomycota; Sordariomycetes; Xylariales; Hypoxylaceae
Product: NAD(P)-binding protein
Exons: 2
Coding region: 563-1594 (343 amino acids)
Molecular function (GO): oxidoreductase activity
Source: RefSeq, a predicted model, not a curated record